AUGGAGUCAUUUCCUCGUUUCUCCACCCCUUUCCCAUCAUCACUUCCUGUUUCCUGUCGUCUUCAUGGUGCCGAGUCGUCCUUUCUCCUCGUCUGUGACUCCGCCCAGGAAGUGAUGCGCAACGGCACGCCGAACUCACUAACGCAGCCUCUCUACCUCCACCUUCCACCUGCCGGCUCCACCCCCUCACUGUCAGUCAGCUGUAGCUACGGCAACAUCUCCGCCGAGGCUCCGGUACCUGCAGACCUCCUCCAGAGGGCGUGGCUCAGUGCCGCACCUGCUUCCUCUAGGUGGAGGGUGAAAGCUCACCUGCUGAGCACGGCGGUGUGGGCGGAGCAACCUCAGGUCCACGUCCUGUUCUACCUGGUCGGACGGAAGUGGCAGGAGGCGGAGUUCCCGGUGGAAAACUUACCCUGUGUACGUGUCACAGGUACGCGUGACCAAUCGGAGGGCUCGGUGUCGGCGGCGUGCAGGCUGCAGGGGAUUGUGGGAAUCUGCGUGGUGCAGCUGGCCGUCCCGGCGUCCUGGUUCAGUCCGGUUCUUCAGCGCAGGCGCUCGCAGGAACUCAGCAUGGAGCUGCACUACUCCGUCUCUCCUGCAGAGGGCGGCGAGGACGAGUGCGCCAGGAGCGCAGGGGGGGCGCAGAGGAUCGGCGCGGUCACGCUGAGCACCGGCGAGGUCAGACGGGACGGAACCAGGAUCCCUCUGGACCGGAACGUGGAGAUCGUGGCUCCGCCCGGACCUGUGAAACCAGGACAUAACGUCAGAUUCAGGGUUCUUCUGAACACAGUGACCACGGUGGAACACUUCACCCUCAGAGCUCAGUACGGUGAAGGGAUUCAUUUUGUAGCGGUGAAACCCAACAAUCUGGCAACCUGGGAAAUCAAACAGGAAGUGGCUCCUGGCUCCGCCUCCUUUUCUAUAUUCUGCGAGAGGAGAAGCGUUUCGUCCAAUGAGAGGGUGGACGGACGGUUCGAGGAGGUGAUGCUGGUGGACUUUGAGGUGGAGAACUUCAUCUCACUCCAGACGUCUCACUCCGUCCUCUGGAGGGUGGAAUAUCCGUCCACUGGGGAGACGUCCCAGUCCGAGUCGCUGUUCUACGUCAGGCAGAGGGACGUGGUGGGCGUGGUCCCGCUCGCUGAGGACACGGAGAUCCUGAACACGGCCAUCCUGACAGGUCAGCGCGUGUCACUUCCUGUGAAGGUGGUUACGGUGGAGCGGGACGGGACGGUGAGAGAGGUAGACGAUCCCGUCACCUGCAGGUCCACCGACGAGGACGUUCUGAAGGUCUCUCCAUCAUGUGACGAGGUGUUGGUGAAUGGGAAGGAGAUGAGGGGGCGUGUCUCAGUGAGUGUGAACUUCACAUACCUGUACAUGAACAGCCAAUUAGAGCUGAGCGUCUGGGUGCCACGCCUACCGCUGCAGAUCGACGUCUCUGAUGUGGAACUAAGUCAGAUCAAAGGCUGGAGGGUUCCCAUCAGCACCGGCGCCACCCACAGGAGGCUGACCCGUGACAGUGAUGAUGACGAGGAUGAUGAGCGGAGGGGGAAGGGAUGCACCCUGCAGUACCAGUACGCCCUCGUCCGGGUCCUCACACACUUCGUGGCGGAACCGAGCGGCCCCCGCGAUGACCUCGUCCACAUGCUGGGAUCUGAUUGGUCGGCGGACAUUACAGAGCUGGUGCUGGACUUCCUGAAGGUGGAGGACGAGCGGAUCGCCCGACUCGUGGAUGGAAGAGUUUUGAUGGGGAGGGACCUGGGCAUCACCACCAUCCAGGUGAUCUCUCCUCUCUCUGACUCCAUUCUGGCGGAGAGGACGGUCACAGUGCUGGAUGAUAAAGUCAGCGUCUCUGAUCUGGGGGUUCAGAUCAUCGCCUCGCUCUCCAUCUCACUACAGCUCAGUGUGACGCACAGGAACGCCGUCUACAUCACCAGCUCCGCCCACGAGCUGCUGCACACGCCCAGACAGGAAGCUGCGGUCAGCACCUGGAUUCAGUACAGCGACGGAUCUGUGACCCCGCUGGACAUCUACGACCCUAAAGACUUCACGCUCUCUGUGACAUCACUGGACGAGAGCGUGGUGUCCACCAAUCAGGAGCUGCCCCACGCCUGGCCCAUGGUGACGGCGGAGGGCGAAGGUCAGGGGUCGCUGGUCCGGGUGGAGAUGCUAAUCUCAGAGACGUGUCAGAAAUCCAAACGGAAGAGCGUGUUAGCGAUGGGCGUGGGGAGCGUCCGUGUUAAGUUCGGGCAGGAGGAGAUGGGCGGGGCGCAGGAGGGGGAGGGGCUCACCGAUCUUGACGGCGACACUGACGGGCGGCGGCAGGAAGUGACGGUUCUAGAGGAGGAGAAGAACGGUGACGCGGACGGGUGGAAGCUGGUGAACCGGGAGGACGUGGCUCUCAGGAAGGUUAGCGCCACCACCAAAUCUGGUGUCGCCGGCCCCGCUAACAACAACCUGAACAACGUGGGGCAGAUCAGCUACCCGGUGCAGGAGGAGCUACCGAGCGACGAGCUGACGGCGAACCCGCGGCGCCUCUCGGACCUGGAGAUCGGCAUGUACGCCCUGCUGGGCGUGUUCGGCCUCGCCAUCUUCAUCUUCCUCAUCAACUGUGUUAGCUUUGCCUUCCGCUACCGACACAAACAGCUCCCGGUUCUGGACCGCGGCACCGUCAACCACGCCCACGACUGGGUGUUCCUCGGAAACGGGGCGGAGCUCCAGGACCGGCACUGCGCCGACCCCGAGCGCACCACGACGGCGAUGGACCGGAGCCGCGACGCCGCAGAGGAGAGCAAGUACCUCCUGAACUUAAACAUGAACCUCGACCUGAACGGGGGCGGGACUCAGAAACGGAGCUCCGCCCACGUUCAGGACGUCACCGAGCCGAGUGUAAAGAAGCGGGUGAAGUUCACGCCGUUUACCACCGUGGUGACGGACGAGAGCUCGCCGUACGCCAACGUGAUCGGGCACGACGACGACAUCAAGUGGGUCUGCCAGGACGUGGACGUGGGGACGUACAUGGAGCGACUGCAGGACAAUCUGUGAACCCAAAACGUACCGAAUAUUUAACCAGACCAGAGAGAGAACGGGCGUGAGAAUGAACGGGGCAAGCGAGAGAACAGGCGUGAGAGAACGGACUCGGAACAUUCUCACCUGUGAUGCCUUUGCACCGAGAAGGACGUUGAAACAAGGGACUCGAACCGAACCAGCACAGCGAGGAACCGUUCUGAUGUACCCGGAGGAACCAGCAGGGGGCGCCGACACACAGCAGCUUCCACCUCUCAUCAUUAAAAUCUACGUUUAUUUUUAAACCCUCAU
Messenger RNA from Trichomycterus rosablanca, 3315 nucleotides. Its product is annotated as transmembrane protein 132D. Lineage: Eukaryota; Metazoa; Chordata; Actinopteri; Siluriformes; Trichomycteridae. The record is from RefSeq and is a predicted model, not a curated record. The coding region runs from base 1 to 3042 and encodes 1013 amino acids. The transcript is spliced from 8 exons.